AUGGGAUUUUUAAAGUUUAUAUUUAGUUUUUAUACGUUUAUACACUUAUCAAAUUGUUCUCAUGAUUUUCUGGCCCAUAACUUUGUACAAUAUCAUGUCGGAGGGAACGACUAUGGCCUCCCUCACCUGGCAGUCGACGGCAAGUUGCGUUACCUUUUGCCCGGGAACUUCGGCCUUACAGACUCAUCAGAUAAAUUUGUAUCCAGUAUGUUCUCCAGAGGCAGGAACGUAUACUUGCUUCGCCUAGAGGAUCUGUUAACAAAGCGAUUUUAUUGGCUUUUCUUCAAGAAUGUUCUAAGGACGAAUAAUGUUCUCCUGCUUACACUUCCACCAAAGGACAGUGUUUUAUCUGGAAAAAAUAAUAAAUGCGACGAAGCAUUCGCUACAGAAUUCUCAAACUCAAAUUUAGAAAAAUGCAGUGAUUUUAAACAAAUACACCAGGAAACUCUCUUAAAAUUAGAACAGUUUCUAUAUAAAUCCAAACCUAAAUGUUCUUUAUCAAUAACAGAAUAUGACCCAAACCUUGAAAAAGUUUUCGAUUUAAUCAAAUCUUCAAGAAAGUUAUUGGGAGAUGAUGUACGUGUAAAUGCAAAAGAUUUCGAGUCAAAUUUAAUAUCAAAUUUCUUAACUCUAAAUCUUUACGGAGAAUUGAAUACUGUGAAAAAUGAUAGUGAUAGUCCUGAUAAUGAGAAACGAAAGAAAAUGUUGGUAACUGUUAAUAUUGACACGUUCAGUGUGUUGCAAACGUACUCAAGUAAUAGCCAGAACAACAGUAGUUUGAUACUAACACUCGAGUUGUCCAGACUCUUGAAGGACGUGAAGAGCGAGCUUUACGACGUCAUCUUCCUCUUUUACUCUGGAUCAGUGAUAAAUUACUCUGGCCUGAGACACUUUUUACACAACUACAAAAAAGACGACAUCGAAUUUGCAGUCAAUUUCCAGGACUUAUCGGGGGACAAAUUAUAUUAUUACACGCUCGAUGAUUUUUUCACAGACCUAGAACCUUAUAUGAAGGAAUUUGAUCCAUCACUUGAGAAUGUCGUAAAGCAGGAAAAUCCUGUGAAAAAAGAUGAAACUACUGAAGAAAAUCAAGAAAAAGACUUAAAUCCUCAUAAUAGAUUCAACAAUUUGGGCAAAGUGGAAUUAAACUUGCCAAAUGAAGUUGACACCUUUAAGUCAUUUACUGUUACAACCACAAGUGAAGCCACUCCACUGUAUACAAGAUGUUAUUCUCUUAAUUUCAGACUUGAUUAUGAUUUAUUAACACAAAGAAUUGUUGAUUUCGCUCAAGUGUUUUUGAACCUAUUAAAAUCAGAAGAUCAAUUAAACCUUGACAAGGAGGAAAUAAAAGCUAAUGUAAAGAAGUGGGACGAAGUGUUGAGUGAGCCGAGGAACGUUUUGACUACUAAUUUGUUACUGUUGGACUCUGUGAAAGAAGUAGUUUCACACUUGGAGUCGAAUUUGGGCAAGAUCCAGGUCCAGAACUUUAGAACCCACAUCCAGGAACACAAGUUCUACUCGUCUGCACCCAACAAUUGCACAGUUUUCGUAGGAAAACACCCAGCAUUUGAUCUUUUAAUACUGGUGGCAGUCACCGUGUACAUCCUAGUCAUCUGGAGCCUGGUCAGAGGAUCCCCAAAAGUCGCACUCAACGACAUCACGGAGAUGUUCCAGCAACUGUUUAACGAAAAGAAUUUCAAAUUUAAAACUAAAUAA
Theileria annulata is the source of this 1716-nucleotide messenger RNA. RefSeq lists its product as uncharacterized. Gene Ontology annotation, biological process: regulation of signal transduction. The transcript has 7 exons. Bases 1 to 1716 code for a protein of 571 amino acids. NCBI's taxonomy places the organism in Eukaryota, Apicomplexa, Aconoidasida, Piroplasmida, Theileriidae. The record is from RefSeq and is a predicted model, not a curated record. Gene Ontology annotation, cellular component: endoplasmic reticulum membrane.